AUGAUGAGAUGUCAGCAACUGUUCGUUUUUCAUUACUGUGCCCCAUGCCUUCGCGCACAACGUCUACGGCCAGGUUCUCGCCAUGAACGCAUUAUCCGAACAAGGGCAUUCUCUGCUGGGCUAAGAGGUGUUUCGCAACAUGAACAAACUCAAUCAAGAGAGAGUGGCCAAGAGAAACGAGAUGGGAUAUCCAGUGCAGAGGAGGGCGCAAUGUCAAGAAUGCUAUCCUUAAUGGCGGACGAAUCGAUGUUAGAAGGCGGGAGAUCCUCCCGCAAAAACAUGCAAGAGGCAGGCUUCUCCGAAGAGUUGAAAAAGAAGCUAGAGGAGAGGAUUGCAGAGAGUACUUUUCGAAAUGAGAAUGCUGCUGCGUUCUCUCUUGUCAAUAUGCCGGCCAGUGCCGGCAGAGGAACCCAAGAUAUCGCUGCAGCGGCUCCGUGGACAGGGACCGAAUCCAUCCACGACGCCUCACUCCGGAUGCUACACGAUGCAAGCAAGCCAAUACGAGUCCCAUUUAAGCCCCCGCAGCCCGGUCCGAAGAACCUGCUCCCAACGGUGAAAAAGUCCAUAUCAUCGAGCGAGCGCCUCGCCGCCGCUCGCGAUCGCACAUCCACCUACGCCCUAAGUCGGGACCCCAACAUGUCCGAACGGGAGCGCGAAGCGAUCCGUAGAGAACUACAAGAGCGAUUCACGCCUGGCGCGCGCGCGAUCACACCUCAUGGACUUAGCUCGCUGGCAAACGAGCGCAUCGAAGAUGCAAUCGCCCGUGGCCAGUUCCGGAAUAUCCAACGCGGCAAGGGAAUCAACACUGAACGUGAUCACAACGCAAGCAGCCCCUAUAUCGACACGACAGAAUACCUGCUGAAUAAGAUUAUUCAGAAACAGGAAGUUACCCCACCAUGGAUUGAGAAGCAACAGGAGGUAGCGAAAGAGGUUGAUCGGUUUCGGAGGCGGUUGCGUAGUGAUUGGAAGAGACACGCUGUGCGGCUCAUUGCAAGCCAGGGUGGAUCACUGGAAAGUCAGAUUCAGCGAGCGCGGGGUUAUGCCGCUGCGGAAGUACGGUUGGGCAAUAACGGACAGAAUACGUCGCAUACGGCAGAAACCAAUGCAAAAGCACCCGAAUCCCAUAACAACUCCUCCGCAUCUCAACAUCUCCCAUCUGUCCCACCACUGCGAGAUGCCGACUACCUAAAAAUCGAACAGGCAUACCAUAACCUGACAGUUAAAAACCUCAAUGCACUAAUAAGGUCCUACAACCUUAUGGCUCCCCCCGUUGCUCAGAAACCCUACCUGAAACUCGAGCGUGAAUUGCUCUCCUGCUACGCGGACGUGGCACCGUCUCUACCAGGCGAACUGCAACGGAGAGCAACAGAGAAGUUACGCAAUUCGACUCGUAGUAUUCCACCAGGGCUCCAUGAGUCCGGUUUACUUAAAAGUCUAUCUCUGACGCAAAACGUGCGGCUUCAUGAGGAGAAUCCGUCCAAGCGGUAUGGAUUUAAACAAUUCUGGCGAGAUCUAUGGAACCGGAAUGAUACUGCGACCGGCUAA
This is a messenger RNA of Blastomyces dermatitidis ER-3, 1545 nucleotides long. RefSeq lists its product as uncharacterized. Lineage: Eukaryota; Fungi; Ascomycota; Eurotiomycetes; Onygenales; Ajellomycetaceae. The record is from RefSeq and is a predicted model, not a curated record. Bases 1 to 1545 code for a protein of 514 amino acids. The transcript is spliced from 2 exons.